AUGGCUGAAAAACAUAAUAUCUAUGGAUACAACCCUUCCCUUCCCGCUGCUAUCAUCUUUAUCAUUCUCUUCAGCGUCACAACCGCUUACCAUGGCUAUCAACUUACAAAGUCACGAUGCUGGUACUUCAUUCCAUUCGUGAUUGGAGGAAUCUUCCAGGUCAUCGGAUACAUUUGUCGAGCCGCAUCGCAUGAUAACUUCUAUGGAAUCCCCCUAUAUGCUAUGCAGACUCUAUUCAUCCUGCUCGCUCCACCACUGUACGCAGCAUCGAUCUACAUGAUCCUCGGGCGAACAGUGACCUAUCUCCACGCCGAGCACCUGAGUCUAGUGCCAGUAAAGUGGAUGACAAAGAUCUUCGUGGGCGGGGAUGUGUUCUCGUUUCUGUUGCAGUGCUCUGGCGGUGGCCUCAUGGCUUCAGCAGGCUCGAUGCGUGAAACCGGCUCGAACAUAACAAUCGGUGGCUUAGUCGUCCAGCUUCUAUUCUUCGGUUUCUUCGUGGUUGUUACCACGGUCUUUCACUUCCGAAUCUUGCGUCAACCAACCUCCAGAUCACAGUCAGAUCGCGAUCAAACCCGCGGUGGCGGCUUCAAACAACGCAAUUGGUUCACCAUCCUUGUUGGGCUUUACAUUGUGAGCUUCCUGAUUCUGGUGCGGUCUGUGUUCCGUUUGGUGGAAUACAAAGAAGGUUAUGAUGGGUACACCAUGACGCAUGAGGUUUUCAUGUACAUCUUCGACGGAGUCUUGAUGCUUAUCGCCAUGGCCGUUAUGAAUGUGUACCACCCCGCUGAGAUCCUUGGGAAUGGGAAAGGUGAGAAUCAGGAGUAUUUGGGUGCGACGCAGCUUGAAUAG
Molecule: messenger RNA, 849 nt
Organism: Penicillium coprophilum
Lineage: Eukaryota; Fungi; Ascomycota; Eurotiomycetes; Eurotiales; Aspergillaceae
Product: RTA1 domain-containing protein
Exons: 3
Coding region: 1-849 (282 amino acids)
Cellular component (GO): membrane
Source: RefSeq, a predicted model, not a curated record